AUGGGUCGAAUCUUGGAUGAGAUCGCGUUACGGAAUCUCGAUGCAAAAGAUGGCUUGUCUCAGUUCCACCGAUUGACGGCCGAUCUCGAUCGUCGCAGCAUACCUUUGGACGAAGAGAUAUAUGUACGAUUUCUCAGCAUUUACGGCAAACUAGGAAUGCUGGAUAUGAUUUUACCCUUGCUUAAUGACAUGGAAAAGCGGGCCGUUCGACCUGAUAUUCAUGUGAUGAACAAAGCACUCUAUCUGGCCGCUCAGGCGGGUGAUGCAAUAUUACAGGCCGAGGUAUUAGCGCGCAUGGAGAAAUACGACAUCAAGCCUACCAAAAAAUCGUACAUGUGCAUGAUCUGGUGCAUGCGAAAUAACAUGGAACUGGAACGAGCACUCGAUACGUUGGACGUGAUGGAGCAACAAAAAAUUGAACCAAGUGUCACCAGCUAUCUCCACAUCAUUGAUUUAGCUGUUCAUUCCGCCCAAUCUGCAGUAGCCUAUUAUUUACUCCAGAAAGCAGAACAUUUACCGGAAUUUGCAGCCAAAGACAAAUACCUGUACAUGCAAGUCUUACGCUGUGCCGCCGUCAAUGAUGAUUAUACUAUUGCGAAAGCGAGUUGGCAGGUAGCCGUGAAUGAAAAGAAAAUUCGACCGGAUGACGGGGUGUGUCUUCACGUUCUUCGACUUGCCGGCAAACAUGGGGAUGUACGAUUAGCGAACGAUGUGAUUCGACAAGUUGGAGAAAUGGGAUUUUGCUACACACAUAUGCACUUUGAACCUCUUGUGCAGGCCUUUGCAUCCACGAUGGAUCUGAAACGUACGUUUCGAAUAUUCAGCGUUAUGCGACAAACAGGGGUACAGCCGAACAAGAAUACAGCGGCGCCUGUUGUCUACAAGCUCGGACGCGAUGUCAACGCUAUUCGGCAAGCACGAGAAUCAUUGCUUGAACUUGCGCAGGAAGAUGCCGCUGAUAUCAUUGCUUUCAAUGCCAUUCUUCAUGCCUUUGCUUUCAACGGACAAACCGAAGAAACGAUCGAAACGUAUCGCAACGUUUCCAAAUUCCGUGUUACUCCCGACGUUGAUACCCUAAAUGCGGUGCUGGAUGCUUGCAUACAUUCCAAAAAUUAUGCCAACGGCGUGGAGAUUCUGAAGGAAUUUCAACAAGUGGGAAUAGCGAUGACGGCGACAAGUUUGAGCAAAAUGGUCACUUUAUCGUUGACUCAGGAUAACUAUGAAGACGCUUUCAAAUACCUGGAAGAGACCAAGAGUCUAGGCUUGGUUCCAUUGAGAGGCUGCUAUUACAUGCUGGUGAAAAAGUUGGCGAGGACAAACGAUCCGCGUCUGCCAACGGUGAUCGAAGAUAUGAAGGCCUGCGGCUACGAAAUCAGUACACAUAUUAAUACCCACAUAGAGCGUCAUUCUGAAGAGGUGGAUGAAGGAAAGAGGUCGCAGGAAAUGAACGCAGACUCAUAG
Messenger RNA from Radiomyces spectabilis, 1461 nucleotides. RefSeq lists its product as uncharacterized. The record is from RefSeq and is a predicted model, not a curated record. NCBI's taxonomy places the organism in Eukaryota, Fungi, Mucoromycota, Mucoromycetes, Mucorales, Radiomycetaceae. Bases 1 to 1461 code for a protein of 486 amino acids. The transcript has 3 exons. Gene Ontology annotation, molecular function: protein binding.